Colletotrichum scovillei is the source of this 786-nucleotide messenger RNA. Its product is annotated as C2H2 type zinc finger domain protein. NCBI's taxonomy places the organism in Eukaryota, Fungi, Ascomycota, Sordariomycetes, Glomerellales, Glomerellaceae. The record is from RefSeq and is a predicted model, not a curated record. The transcript is spliced from 2 exons. Gene Ontology annotation, cellular component: nucleus. The coding region runs from base 1 to 786 and encodes 261 amino acids. Gene Ontology annotation, biological process: regulation of transcription by RNA polymerase II.
AUGAAUACUGCCACGCACCACAGUCUUACUGGCAGCAACCUGGCAACCACUUGCGACACAGCUGGAGGGACUCACGACAUCACUUAUCAACUCCCGACAACGCCAGGGGGUGAUGUAGAUCCAAGGCUAGAUUUCUCCUUCGAUCCAUCACCCACGACUUGCACCACGGGCUGGGAAGAGAGCAUGACUGCUCUGUCUGAUGACUGGUUUGACGCUGCUACUGGCAAUUUUUACCCCAGUCCGAGCGAGACGACCAGCUCCGAACCAACGGACAUCGACGACAACUGGGUCCCUCAGGACGUCUACAAGAUAGGCUUUCAAGAUGAGAAUGGUGACUGGCGGUGCAGCUACGCUGGAUGCCGAUCCCUCGCUGUGUUUGAGCGUGCCUGCGACCUUCGCAAGCACCAUUCAACACACACCAAGACUCUCUUCUGUCCGCGCCCCGAAUGUGCGUCAUCCAUGAUUGGAUUCGCAUACCCCAAGGACUAUAGGCGUCAUCUUCGCUCUCACAAACCAAGCAUUCCAUGCCCCUACGCAUUAUGUGGCAGGCUAUUCAGCCGGACGGAUAACAUGAGAAGCCACUUCAGCAAAAUACAUGUGCGCAAGAGAAACACUCUGUUUUCUCGACCAUGCCGAAACCGGAGCAAGGGUCGUGUACACAUGCAGUCCUCUGAGAGCUACCCGCAGGCGUCAAGCCAGACUUUCGACCCAGAACAAACGGCCGGAGGUGACCUACUGUCUCAAAGUCUUGAGCUCGCAAGUCCAAGCCUGGAUGACAAUUUGUAG